Rubroshorea leprosula is the source of this 1889-nucleotide messenger RNA. Lineage: Eukaryota; Viridiplantae; Streptophyta; Magnoliopsida; Malvales; Dipterocarpaceae. The record is from the annotation of a GenBank genome assembly.
UUCAAUGUUCUUUUCCAUUUUAUCUUCACUUGAAUCUGAUUUUGAGCCUUUUUAGCAAUUGUUUUUCUUUCAAUCAGUUAUUAUUUUUGAUGUAAAUGAGUGUGUUUGUAUCUCAGAUUUUGCUGUCUUGUUAGAUUCUUCUAAGUUCUGUAAUAUUGACUGUGCAGAAUGGAUGAGAUGAUGUGUGGCCAGAGGGGAUGGAGAGAGUUGGCUAUCUUGGGAGAUAAAAUAGACAAGGUUUCGGGCAUCAUAGAAGGGUUUAUUUGGAAGAGUGGGGAGGCCAAUGGCCAUACUGAUGAUUGGCCUUAUGAGGAGGGUCCUCACUCUGAUUUCCAUGGACCAAAUUGUGGAAGCACAGCUUGUGUGGCAAUCAUUCAAAACAAGCAAUUGGUUGUUGCUAAUGCUGGUGAUUCUCGUUGUGUCAUAUGCAGGAAGGGUCAGGCAUAUAAUUUAUCUAAAGAUCAUAAGCCUGACCUGGAAGUGGAGAAGGAUAGGAUCUUGAAAGCGGGUGGUUUUAUUCAAGUAGGACGUGUUAAUGGGAGUUUAAAUUUGGCAAGGGCUAUUGGAGAUGUUGAGUUCAAGCAGAACAAGAGUCUACCUGUUGAAAAGCAGAUAGUAACAGCCAAUCCAGAUAUUAGCACUGUUGAGCUUUGCGAUGAUGACGAGUUUCUUGUUUUAGCUUGUGAUGGAAUUUGGGAUUGCAUGUCAAGUCAACAACUAGUGGAUUAUGUGCGAGAGCAGUUGAACAAUGAAACUAAGCUCUCUGCUAUAUGCGAGAAGGUUUUUGAUAGGUGUUUGGCUCCAACAGCUGGCGGUGAGGGAUGUGACAACAUGACUAUGAUCCUUGUUCAGUUCAAAAAGCCUUUCAGUUCAGAUGCUUCUGCCGAGGCUCAGACACUUUCAUCUGAUCAACCACCUAAAGCUGAUCACAGUACAGACAAGACUGAAUCUUGAGAAGCAUUAGCCCCUUUGACCGAAUUGUGGUACAUUUUCCUCAACUGCGAACAAAAAGCAUCAUGCAGUCCAAUUUCUCAUUUUGGAAGUAAAAUGCACUUAAUAUGGUUUCACUUUUGUACAUGCAUUUUCUUGGUGGUUCUUUAUAUAGAAUUCAGGUGCAUUUAUGAGAAUAGAGCUUUGAAUUUGGAUUAAGCUCAUUUAACAGUAGCUUAAACCAUGGCAGGAAGCCAGGAACACAGUAUGAUGUGUAAUUAGCGUAGAAAAUGAAACUUCUUGUAUGGAUUCUCAUGGCUUCUUGAUGAUUAAACUAAAUUGCAGAUAAAAACGUUUUAAGUCUGUGGUUGGUGGUGUGCUCCCACCAGGCCACCACACACCCUAUUAAUUUCUUACUGUUGUGUCAAUAAAUGGGUCUUGCAGAACCAAACCAUAAUCCUUUUUAUUUUUUUUCUCCCUUUCGGCUACAGCAGAAGCUCUGGCUGAUUCAAUAUUAUCACAGCUUAGGCAACUGUAAGAAACUGCGGGGCCUGAGGUUGUUUCAACUCCCCGGCUGGAUGGUACACCAUUUUUGUCGUUCGUUUUGGUUUAAGCACUAAUUUUAUUCCUAUCCAUCAGAGCUUCCCGUUACUUCUAGAAUUUCUAUAGUAGGAAAGUGUUUUAACGUUGUUUCUUCAUGAAGAUAGUAACAUAUGAAAGUUCUUUAGGAAGAUGAGAUUAAAAAGAGACUUUUUAAGGUUGGUGUUCUUAAUGAGAGAGGGUGUUUCUUUUUGGCCAUCUAAUGAGAGAAUUGGGUAGCAUGCCUCUAUCUUCCUUGAGUUGGUGAUGAGUUCUGAUCGUCUCCAUCGUCAGUAUUUUCUUUUCAUUUUUAUAUAUGUCUGUUGGUUUUGGUACUCUCUUUUUGUUUGAGGUUCUGUAAGUAAACUUGAUCUUUUAUU